GCCGGCUAUUCCCAUUCACUUCCGAGUGCGCGCGAGGCUUCCCUUCUCACGUGACGGGGGAGGACGGAUAGUCCCGUCCUUCCUUUCUACAGACGCGCUCGCGACGUCUCUGCAGCCCGGGAACUUCUUUCUAGCGCUUGAAGGUGUUUUGUCCACGAGGGUUUUUUGCCGCCGCGAGUGGCAACUCCCGCAAUGCUCUUCUACUCCUUCUUCAAAUCCCUGGUAGGGAAGGAUGUGGUAGUUGAACUGAAAAAUGACUUGAGUAUUUGUGGGACCCUGCAUUCUGUGGAUCAGUAUCUGAACAUCAAACUCACAGACAUCAGUGUGACGGACCCAGAGAAAUACCCUCAUAUGUUGUCUGUCAAGAACUGCUUCAUUCGUGGCUCAGUUGUCCGCUAUGUUCAACUUCCAGCUGAUGAAGUUGACACACAACUAUUACAGGAUGCUGCGCGGAAGGAAGCUCUUCAGCAGAAACAGUGAUGGUUUCCCGGGUCUUUUCUACAUUGCUUGAUUGUGUCUGUCUCUGUGUGUGUUUUCUUGGAAAAGGAGGGGGGAGGGUAUGGGCAAGCCUCUUCUGAAGAGAAUCUGGCCAUAUGUUAUGUCCCAGUCUGGAAAAGAGCAUGUAUGCACACAACUGGUGUGUUGUGUGCUUGUUUGCCUGUUUUUUGGAUCUACCGGAAGAAUCCGAUUUUGCUAUCUUACCUGCAACCAGGGUUAUAUAUUCUUUAGUCCUGUGGCUGUGUUAGGUGCAUGGAAUCGGUUGCUGGAAAAAGACAGUGAAAUUAUUUUUUUACAAAAAGCGCUAGGAACCUUGCUGGAAAAUGGCAAUAAUUUUAUUUUUUAUAAAAAGCACUAGUCCAAUUUGUUUUCCUAGAUCUCCGCACUCCAAUCUUAUUACACUGUAAAAUGGUAGGAGAGAGACUUCUUGGAUAGAGUGUCCACUAAUCAAUUUCCCCAUUUUUAAAAAAGUUAUUUUCCCCCUUUAUCCCGUGCUCACAGACAUCAGAAUAUGUGAUCUGUUCACUGGCCACUGACCUUUUCCAGCGAUCUCCAUGCAGAUGUGUUUGUCUGUAUUUUUGGUAUUUUCUCAUAUAUUUGACCAGCACAAAUCUUGCUUUUAUUCAUAUCCCAGCAGGCAUGGAAAAAGACCUGAAAACUCCCAAGAACCUCAUGUGCUAAUUAUUUCUGUUCUGUGAACUGUAAUUCCAUAAUUAUAUUCAUUGUCUAACUCACGGCUCUCCAAGGGGGUACCAGGGAUUAAUAAUUCUAUUUCUGUUGUUUUUGGCCAUUUGGGGAUGCUGUAAGGUCAAUUUUUCUACCCUUCAAAAUUAUCCCCCCUCCCCUGUUCUGGAUCUUCAGUGGUUCUGAGGCAAUGAAGAAUGAAAUGUAUUCAUUUUUGUGUUUCUGAUCUUUUGUUCCCAUUAUAAGAAUAUGUGAUUGUUUUUUAAGAGGGUCUCUUUAAAACUUGUGUGUAAAAGUUAUGAAAAUAAAAUGUUGAAUUUGUUGAAA
This is a messenger RNA of Heteronotia binoei (common prickly gecko), 1509 nucleotides long. It is a transcript of the gene LSM2, whose product is annotated as LSM2 homolog, U6 small nuclear RNA and mRNA degradation associated. The transcript is spliced from 5 exons. Bases 193 to 480 code for a protein of 95 amino acids. The record is from RefSeq and is a predicted model, not a curated record. Gene Ontology annotation, molecular function: RNA binding. Gene Ontology annotation, cellular component: P-body; U6 snRNP; U4/U6 x U5 tri-snRNP complex. Gene Ontology annotation, biological process: mRNA splicing, via spliceosome. Lineage: Eukaryota; Metazoa; Chordata; Lepidosauria; Squamata; Gekkonidae.